CGUACACUUCCGGUGACUGAUCAUUGAUGAUCCACCAAAAAGCCCUAAUCGAAUGUGGUGCAACUGGCUCUAAGACAGCCUGUCAUUGAACUUCUAGAAUAGUUUAUAGGAUUUGUUCAAGUUUUAGGAAAAUCUGAACAUGCGUAGAAGUCAGCGUAACGAUUAUCACAGACCUAAAAGGAUUAAUAGGAAAAGUAAUUUCUGUGAAGAUGAUAUAAGUAAUUUCUGUGAAGAUGGGUUUCACUCGUCUAAGGAAGAUGAUAUUGCCAAUCAUUCUAUGUCAAAGAUUCAAGGAAAUGAAAAGAAGAGACCGUGGGGUGAGAAAGUCAAGUGGCAAUUCAAAAAUGACAAACAAGACAAAUUGAGAGAAAAGCAGGAAGGUUACACUUCAGGAGCAAUAUACAAUGAUCCCCUAGGAAAUGGAAGUAAAGAAUUGAAUAGACAUUCCCAAAUACUCACACCACCCAAUAGGGACAGUCCAACCAGUGAUGAAAAAGAGAGGAAUAGGCGAUCACUUAUUCUCACACCACCUGAUACACACAGACAAACAAAUCAGGAGAGGGAAUGGUUCAAAUCAUCAAAAUUUUUGAAAUCUGGUAUGAAGAAAGACUUACCCAAUCAAUUAGACCAUUCAAACAUACUGACAGAGACAAGCCAUUCAAACAGACUAUCAGUUCAAAGUCACUCGCAUGGACCAGCAAUGUCAAGAUAUACUCACGGACCGGCUGUGCAAGGCCAUUCGCACGGACCAGCCAUGUCAAGGCAUUCACAUGGACCUGCAAUGUCAAGCCAUACACACGGACCGGCAAUGGCAAGCCAUUCACAUGGACCAGCAUUAAACAGAGCAAAAAUUCAAAACAGACCAUCUGUUCCGAUCAAUACGAACGGAACAACAAUUCCAACCCAUUCAAACAGACCAACUAUCCCAAGGCGUUCAAGCAGCAUUACAAUGACAAGCAAUUCAUACAGACCAACAAUUCCAAUCAAUUCAAACAAAUCAACAAUUCAAAUCCAUUCAAACAGACCAACAAUUUCAAGCCAUUCAAACAGCAUUACAAUGGCAAGCCAUUCAAAUAUACCAACAAUUCCAAUCAAUUCAAAACCAGAAAUCGCAAGACAUUCACACCUAUAUCCAACAGAAAGCUAUUUCAACGGACAAGAACUUGAAAGCCUUUCACAAAUACAUCCAAUGGAAAAUGUUUUAGUUGGACAAGAAAUGGAAAGCCAUUCACAUUUAUAUCCAAAGACAAGCCGUUCAAACAGACCAGAAAGAGCAAGUCAAUCAAACCUACCUGCAAUUUCAAUCAAUUCAAACACACCCAAAGUGCCAAGCUAUGCAGGUCUACCAUCAAAGGCAAGUCAUUCAAAUAGACCGACAAUGGCAAGUCAUUCAAACAGACCAGAUUUUGGUAGCCAUUCAAACAGACCUGAUUUUGCAAGCCCCCUUGUGGUAAACCAUUCAAACAGAACCAUACGUUCCCAUUUUUAAAAACUCCAUUUGGUAUCUGGUGCAUAACAUUUCUAUAAAACAUAAUUUUAGCUGGUGGUGUUUGCCUGGACGGUAUUUUCUAUCUUAAAGUAGUGUCAUAUACCUUCUCUUCAUUUUAGUGUACUGUCGAUGACAUAAUUCUCUCACAAAAUCUUCUAUUUGUAUCAUUCUUGUACUUAUCAUAAUGUGUAGAAAGAAUUAGUGUAUUUAUAACUAGAAUACCAACAUUUUUUUUGGGGUGUAGUAAUGACUCACUUAACCAAGACGCUUAUCUAAUACCUUGUAACUAAUAAGACAAGAACUUUUAGUUUGAUAAUCUAAUAACAAAACUGACACCAGUAUAAGACUCAAUGACAAUAAUUGUAAUGUUAAUAUUAGCUACUACUUUUUGUGAUUCUAGUAGCACUAGCACAGCUCAUAUAGAAACAUUUCUGUUGUAGUUAUUCGGAUCAUUUCCAACUUAAAUCAUGUAGUAUCA
Messenger RNA from Mytilus trossulus (common blue mussel), 1967 nucleotides. RefSeq lists its product as uncharacterized. NCBI's taxonomy places the organism in Eukaryota, Metazoa, Mollusca, Bivalvia, Mytilida, Mytilidae. Bases 140 to 1489 code for a protein of 449 amino acids. The transcript has 5 exons. The record is from RefSeq and is a predicted model, not a curated record.